Nymphaea colorata (pocket water lily) is the source of this 878-nucleotide messenger RNA. Its product is annotated as signal peptidase complex subunit 3B-like. The transcript is spliced from 6 exons. The coding region runs from base 166 to 669 and encodes 167 amino acids. Lineage: Eukaryota; Viridiplantae; Streptophyta; Magnoliopsida; Nymphaeales; Nymphaeaceae. Gene Ontology annotation, cellular component: signal peptidase complex; membrane. The record is from RefSeq and is a predicted model, not a curated record. Gene Ontology annotation, biological process: protein targeting to ER.
UAAAGUCGUUUGAAUGAUUGUUCCGGCGCUGAAACGCCGUGACAAGCAGGUCCAUUUCUCCUCCCCUUCUGACGACCGCCGGAAUUCUAACUCCGGUGUGUGGACGAGCAAGAGAAGGGGAGGUGGGGGGAGAAGCAGGACCCUUUACGGGAGAGAGAAGAGAAGAUGCAUUCGUUCACAUACAGAGCGAACGCUCUCCUGACGUUCUCGGUAACGAUUUUGGCCGUGAUCUGCGGGCUGGCUUCCCUUACUGACAAUUUCAACGUCCCGUCUCCCACCGCUGAGAUUCAGGUGUUGAACUUCAAUCGGUUCCAGAGGCAGCCAAAUGGAAAUGAUGAGGUCAGUCUAACUUUGAGCAUAUCAGCAGACCUACAAUCUCUGUUCACAUGGAACACAAAGCAGGUUUUUGUGUUUGUGGCUGCUGAGUAUGAAACACCACAGAACUCGUUAAAUCAGGUGUCUCUGUGGGAUGGAAUAAUUCUGUCAAAAGAGCACGCAACUUUUUCAGUUCAAGUCCCAAACAAGUAUCGCUUUGUUGAUCAGGGGAGCAAUCUCAGAGGCAAAGAAUUCAACUUGACACUUCAUUGGCAUAUCAUGCCCAAGACAGGAAGAAUGUUUGCUGAUAAGAUUGUCAUGACCGGAUACCGUUUGCCAGAAAGCUACAGAUGACCUCAUGUCACUAGUUCUUAGAUAUUUUUGUCUUUUCCAGAGUCUCCAUGUUCAAAAGGUUUUUUUUCUAAUGGAAUGGAUGAGACAUGUAAUCUGUAGGACAAAAUUUUGAAUUUGAAACUAAUUAUAAUCUCCUGCUUCUUUUCAUUCAGCAAUCUUGUCAAACUAGUGGAAGAUGGAAAUAUGAAGGUUUUAAGAACUUCACAUAA